Brassica napus (rape) is the source of this 3900-nucleotide messenger RNA. Its product is annotated as retinitis pigmentosa 1-like 1 protein. The record is from RefSeq and is a predicted model, not a curated record. NCBI's taxonomy places the organism in Eukaryota, Viridiplantae, Streptophyta, Magnoliopsida, Brassicales, Brassicaceae. The transcript is spliced from 3 exons. The coding region runs from base 2081 to 3622 and encodes 513 amino acids.
UCGUUGUUGGACUUUACUCUGUAUUGCCCCAGUAACUCAUGUGUUCAUUCUAUUUUAUCUCACCAAUUAAAAACAAUAUAAUUUUUAAUAUAUUUUAAUCAAAAACGUGGUGAAAAUCGAAAUUGCCCUUAAUGAAACCAAAUAUUUAUAGGAUCCAACCUAAACUAUUUGACUCGGCCCACUAUUAGCCGGAUCCUUAACCAGAUCCGCGCGUUCCUUUUCCUUUUCUCUUCCUUUGUCGUCUCUCACUCUCUUCUAAACCUUCUAAACCUGAAAAUUGAAAAAGAAUCCUAGAACCGACGAAAACGAUGAAGCUCACCGCAUUGACUGCUUCCUUCACUGCUUCUUCUCUGAUCUUUCCUUAGUCCCUCGUGCCUUUCCUUGUUACUCUGAUUUCAUCAUUUCCCCAAAUCAGUCUGUAACCCUAGAUUUGACGAAAUCAAUUGAAAAAAUUGAUCGAAUCAACUGCUCCUGCGGCGUAUUCUAUUCUCCCGCUCCUUCUGUCGGCGACGCAAUCGACGGAACCCUAGACUUCAUCUCCCAUCUCCUAUUUUCGUUCUCGUCUCUUCCGUGUAAAAGGUAUGUUCUCUCUCCAAUUUUUGAUUGAUUUUGUUGUUGGUUUGAAAGUCCGUUUGAAAGUAUUGUGGUUGAAAAUCGGUUAGUUUCAGAUUUUUUUCAGAAUGAGGAUUACAGAGACUGAAACUUUGACACGUUUGGUUUUGAGGUUAUAGAGAUUGAAAGUUUGGUUUCAGACUUGAGAUAAGUCUAGUGAUUAUUGAAGACUAACUGUUUUGGUGAUAGAAUGUCCUAGACUGUUUGAUAUGUGAAACCGAGUUGAGUGAUUGAUUAAUUGUGAUGUAGUGAUCGAAUUGAUUGGUUGGAUUUUUAUUAUUGAAUGAAUGAUUUAGGGUUUUGAGAUCAGACAGCUAUAAGAAUCAAUGAUUAUUUUGUAGAUAUUUCAUUGAAUGGGUUUGUUAGCGUUGGUGGUUAUUGAACGUUUAUUGUGUAUGUAUAUAUUCAGGGGAUCAAGAUAUUGAGAGGCUAUAGAUAAUGGCAGGCCAAGGUCGAGGGAGAAAAAAAUCUCAGCAGAAAAAGUCCACAAAAAGAAACAGUGCUCCUGUAGAAGAGCAACAUGUAGAAGAACUUUCAACAGAGAAUGAUAGUGAUGAUCUGUCAGCACACGAAAUUGAGUCUGAUAAUCAGGGAACCGAUAAUCAGUCUGCAUCAUCUCAGGAGUGCCAACCACUGCCACCUGAUGAGCUAUGUUUCAAGAACACCGAGUUCACCCAGACGUGUAAGAUACAGAGCAAGUGUUAUGUGACCGAGACGGUGAAGUUUCUGAAGAAGGCUAGGUUUAAGCCUGAGCUUGAGUGGUUUGAAAACCACCCUCAGUUUUGCCAUUUUUUCCACAUGCCCGAUGAACCAAACUUGAAGCUGCAGGGUAUGUGGAUGCUUCUACUGCGCACUGUUCCUUUACAUGAGUCAGAGGACACAUCUUGGUUUGCUGUUAAUGGAGUGCCCAUUCGGUAUUCAAUGAGAGAGCAUGCUCUCAUCUCGGGAUUGGACUGCCAUGACUACCCGGCUAAGUAUAAGAAGAUUGGAAGCUUUGCGUUUGUAGACAGGCAUUUCAAAUCACAUAAGGAGAUCACUAUGCUAUCUGUGAGAGAGAAGUUGUUGAGUAUGAGUGCGUGUGGGGAUCGACUCAAAAUGGCAGUGCUUUACUUCUUAGGCACGAUUAUCAGAGCGAGGGGAAGGUAUAAUGCCCCGUUCGACCCUUUCGUAUUAAGAAUCGUCAACGAUGUGGAGGUUUGUAAAACCUUUCCUUGGGGUCGGUUGACGUUUGAAGAUGCUCUCUGGUCCAUCACUCACGUGAUGAAGCAUCUGAAAGGGAAACCUAAGAAUAAUGUCAACUUUCCCGGGUUCAUAAUUCCUUUGGAGGUAAAUUUGAUUUAUCCUUAUGAUUUUUUUUUCGAGUGUAUUUUUUUUCUUAUGAUUUUUUUUUUCUUUUGACAAUCAGAUCCUGGCAUUUGAGUGUAUUCCAGCUCUGAAAGCACGAUUUAGAGAAGGUGUAGAAGGCUGUAUGAGUAAGUGUCCGAGGAUGUGUAAAAAGCGGUUCCAAAGUAACAGCAUGAAGGGUUAUCCUCUUGAGGAUUUGUACGACACACUAGGAGAAAUUAAGGUUAUUGAAAGUGUUCUUGUUCCUACUGUUGAUGAGGAACCUCUCAUGGCACGCUUAAUGGAUGGGGAGCCAGACUAUGAAAAUGAAGAAGGCGUGAGUAAUUUGUGGAGCACGUGGUUGACUGUUAAGGAGAAGCCUAUCUUUUGGCAAGAACUCUAUGAGUUAGAUGUGGCUGCAAGGGAGUUUCCUCAGAAGAAAGACAAAAGGAAAGUGCAUGAAGAAGCAUCCUCCUCUAAUACAAGUUUGGAGGACGUUUUGAAAGGGUUUGAAGAGAGGUUGAUGACAAGUUUGAGUGAAGUGAAUGGGAAGGUGGAAAAAAUGAACAAGAGACUUGGGAAGAUUGAACGUUGCCAAGUUGUUUUAAAAAAGAGGUGUAAAAGGAUGAAGGCAAUGGAGAAGAAGCUUGAGAAGAUUGAAGAUUGCCAAUAUUAUUUAAAAAAGAAGGCCAAGAAGGUGGAGAAAGAAAUGAAGGAAAUGAAAGAGAAGGAGGAGGAUAAGGAGAACAAUGACGGUUUCGACUAUCAAGGCAUGGAUUAUGACUGGGGUGGACAGCGGAAUGACAGCAAUGGAGCGGACGCAACAACCAAAGAACCUGUAGAUGAAGAUAUGGUUGAAAAUACAGAGGUGGUAGAAGAGAAAGAGAGUGAAGAAGACGCUCAGAAGGACGAUAGAGGUUCUGAGGAAGAGACAGAACCUGAACCUGAAGCAGAAGCAGAAGCUGAAGAAGACAAAGAAAAAGAGGAUGAGGAAGAGAGUGAAGAAGAGGCUCAGAAGGAACCUGAUGAGGUUCAAGAUGAGGUUGAGAUGAAUGAAGCCAAUGAGAUUGAAGAAGAGGUUGAAACAGAGGCUCAGGUUGAAGUUGAAACCGAGAAAACUGCUACACCACCACGUGGUAGGACUAAGGCAGCAGCCGCGAGGAGACAAAUCCUAACAACACCAGAGAAGUUGUUCGGAAAGGCUGAAAAAAUGGUGGAGGAAGAGAUGAAAGAACCUGAGGAAGAGGGUGAAAAAAUGGUGGAGGAAGAGGUGGAAGAACCUGAGGAAGAGGGUGAAAAAAUGGUGGAGGAAGAAGUGGUAGAGCCUGAGGAAGAGGCUGGAAAAAUGGUGGAGGAAGAGGUGGAAGAACCUGAGGAAGAGGCUGGAAAAAUGGUUGUCUACGAAGGCAGUACUUGUGAAACGAAGGAAGCUGACAAGGGAGCAGCCAAGCCUUCUGGAACUGGGGUCAAGCAUAGGCCAAAACAAAUGGCAUUGAGGAAGCACGCUACUAAGCAGGCUCCUAAGCCGAGGGGUAGACCGAGAAAGGAUACUGAACCAAAGAAGUUCACAACGCCAGAACAGACAAAAAGGAUACGUUCACGUUCACAGUGGGUUUUCACUCCUUUCACUGAAGCUAACACUGAUGAGAUUGAAGGGCGCAAGAAAAAGCCUAGAACAAAGGCGUAGAAGACAAGAAGCUUAAAAUAUUUUGGGUGUUAAGUAUUUAUCUCGGAUUUGUUGUGAACUUAUGUAAGAAGUUAUGUUUUGUUGCUUGCUGGUCUGUAAAACUUGAAUGAUAUCUCUUAUGUAGGAUGUUCUGUGUUGUGUGAUUGUCUUGCAGCAGGUUUGGCCCAAUUGAGGACAAAACGAUCUAAGUCUUAAGAAAACACAUUUGUACUACUAGGUUUAUUAUGUAUUACUAAGACAAACAAAAUUUGUCAACAAUAAGAAAAAAAAUGGCACAU